AUGCCGCUGUUUUUUGCGGUUCAAGCCAAGGGUAUGAACAUCUUGCGUGUUCUAGUAAGGCCAUUCUUGUUCAUAUUUCAGUUCCUUUACCGCGUCUUUUGGUCUGGAUUGAACGAAAAGUCAUUGAUACAACUUGUGGUGAGCUUCUGGAUAAAUUUUGCCCCGGUGUUCGUUUGGUUGAUGAUUUUCAAAAAUGCUGGGUUGAUACCAAAAAAAAUUCGCCCUCCAAUUCACGUCAAAUUGGCUAUGAAUAUGGACAUUUUCAUGUUCGACUUCAUGAAGAAGCCCAUUGGGUCCCUCAUAACUCUUACUGGAUUGGCCGCUGUGUCCUGGCUCCUUUAUAAGAAGUUUUACCGCCCCAGUGCAUACGCGGAAUUAUCGUCAAUCCUGGAUGACAACUCGUUUGAAAUGAGUUCUGGCGGUUCUUCCGACUUGGAAGACCAGGUGAGCACUUUCGACUUGGCCAAAUACCAUUCUUCUACCCCAUCGGCUCCUGGCGAUUUCCAGGACGAUGUUCAUCAUGGUGACCUUGUUUUCUUCCACAAAUUAUCCCACAGAAGGAUUGCUGCCCGAACCGCAGAGAUCAAUCGCAAAAUCGUUGAACACCUCCAGACCACCGGUCUGUAUAGACCAUACAAUUGUUGGCACUUAUCGCCAAUUUUACUUACCGCUGCAAGUUGGGUUUUACUCAACAUUGCACACUACUUCCGCGUUGAAGUCUACACCGCCAAAGACUUAUUUGCAUGGGCAUCCUACGUGCUUGGUCACUUCUUUGUUCCCUUAUUUACCGCCAUUUGGCUCUACGUAUUCCAUGCUCCUGGUGCUCUUAAGUUAUUUUCCUUUGGAUUGGGCAUGCAAAACAUAGCUGGCGUGCUCACUCAUUUAUUGCUUCCAACCGCUCCUCCAUGGUUCAUCCAUCUUAAUGGAGAAAACCUGACUGCAAAUUAUGAUAUGCCAGGUUAUGCUGCAGGAUUGACAAGAAUAGAUGUUGAAAUGGGUACCCAUUUACAUUCUAAGGGAUUUCAUGCAUCUCCAAUUGUUUUUGGAGCAGUGCCAUCAUUGCAUUCGGCCAUGGCCGUCAUGGCGUUUUAUUUCGUAAGUUAUUAUUCUCGGUGGACUAUUCUCAAGAUUAUGGCGUUGUCAUUCGUGUGCAUUCAAUGGUGGGCCACCAUCUACUUGGAUCACCAUUGGCGCCUUGAUUUGAUAGUGGGUAUGUUUUACUCGCUUGUCGCUAUCACAAUCUUGCGAACCUGGAGCAAAGGAUUCAACAAGGUCGACAAGGACUUUCUUGAUGCCCGGUUGCGAUUCGACUUUAUACGCGGAAGUACCAUGGGUAUGAGAGUAUUCCGCAACACUCGGUUGCAAUCUUUCUUUGACCCGUUAUCAUAA
Meyerozyma guilliermondii ATCC 6260 is the source of this 1389-nucleotide messenger RNA. RefSeq names its product inositolphosphotransferase (gene IPT1). The transcript has a single exon. The coding region runs from base 1 to 1389 and encodes 462 amino acids. Lineage: Eukaryota; Fungi; Ascomycota; Pichiomycetes; Serinales; Debaryomycetaceae. Gene Ontology annotation, molecular function: inositol phosphoceramide synthase activity. Gene Ontology annotation, cellular component: inositol phosphoceramide synthase complex. The record is from RefSeq and is a predicted model, not a curated record. Gene Ontology annotation, biological process: inositol phosphoceramide metabolic process; sphingolipid biosynthetic process.